Synchiropus splendidus (mandarinfish) is the source of this 4309-nucleotide messenger RNA. RefSeq names its product UNC93-like protein MFSD11. NCBI's taxonomy places the organism in Eukaryota, Metazoa, Chordata, Actinopteri, Syngnathiformes, Callionymidae. The record is from RefSeq and is a predicted model, not a curated record. The coding region runs from base 2672 to 4075 and encodes 467 amino acids. The transcript has 12 exons.
UGAGUUGUGGCGUCACCUGGAUCCGACAGCGUCUUCUUGUGGAUGCUCUCGGCAAACUCCGCUCCUUUUGGCUUUGCUUCGGUUUCCAUCAUAACCUCGUCACCUCCUGAAGGACACGGUGAUGUUCAGUGUAAACACCUCACGGCGGUUUGUCACAACCAUGCGCCUCACAAAUGACCAACCUACAUAUCCAGGUUUUGAUGCAAUUUUACAAUGUCCAGUCAUUUUUAGAUAUAUAUUCUAGACACAUAUAUUCUAGAUACAUAUUCACCUCCAACUUAAAACAGAUACUUCAAAAAAAAAACAAUAAAAAUCACCCCUUUAUAGCUCGACAUAUGGCAACGUCACCCAUCGUUUUAUGACGCCAAAAAGGUACUUCUUUGUAAGUAAGGUUCGCGUAAUAUACACCACGCAUUCGGUUUAUUAAGAACACACUGUAACAGGUUAGAAGCAAACUCUCAUGUUUGAGGCAUUCACUGCCAGUUCCUUUAGGUUUAACACGUUUAACAGUGCGCUUCAGCGACGUGUUGUCAUCGAAUGACAAAGGGAAAAUAUGUUUUAUGGUCGAAUAUGCGUCGUCAUUUCAGUAUUACAGUCAUAAAACGAGUCAUGGAAUCCCGCCACGACCAUUUACACUCCGACUACAUUUGUGAAUCAAGCUAAAAGUGCCCGGUUCUUUUACGAACGAACACUCACAGCGUUUCUGAAUUUGUCUGACGUUAGCAACGGUGUCGUUAGCUCGCUACCACACUGGGGAGCGUUCUCAGAAAAACGCUGACUAAAGGAGACAGUUUCAAACCUUACGGCUGUACCAACAUCGCGAAUCUACUCGUCACUUUAAUAGAUGUGAUAUUUCAUAAACGAGAAUCGCGACAACGGGCGCCGAUGUGGAGGAAUUACAGGAAGAUCUUGCCAGUACCCACCAUCCUGGGUCGCCAUGAUGAUUGUGUACAAUCUGCUGGGUUUUCGCUGAGAGAUUAUAUGAGCAGGAUGGACUCUGUAGUCCAGGAAGCGCUCCUCUACAAGGACUACAGCUGUUUUUUCUGCCAAAUAUAUACACUUUACAUGCUAUAGUAUCGAAACGCCACAGUGUUUGUAACGUACUGUGACAUUUUUACACACUUACAAAGCGGGCCAAAGUUUCAGCUUUUUGACAGUCAAACAGCAUUCGGGCGUUCGUGCGGUCAUAUUACACAUAAAGUCGUUUGGACUUUUAAUAUGUUCAGUUGUAGAAAGUGUUCUGCUAUCGUUAUUAGGAGCCAGUCAUUUUUGCUGAGUCAAAUCUAAGACUCGUUCCAAAAACGAACUUGUUCGGAAGGACGUGAACCAUCUCAAGCUAAACAUCAUCUUUGUCAGCGUGGUGAGCGGAAACGACGGUGGCAGUUUCCUGUCAAAUGUGUGGUAUUUGUGUGUGUUUCCCUUAUGAGCUUCUCCGAGUUAUAGACUUAUAUAAAUCAGUAAACUAAAAUUAUACAAACGUGGGUAAACAGGGUGUAAAAAUACAUGAGAUUAGAGGUGAACUUCGAGUAGUUUAGAAGCAGUUUAUCUAUUCCAAUCCAUUACAAAGUAAAGUUGCGGGGAAAAAAAAUUAAAUUAGAAAAAAUAAAUGAAACAGCCUUAUUUUAUUUCACAAUUUUAUUUAUUUAACUGACUCGCUGUAUUUUAUCUAUCUAUCCAUCUAUAUAAUAAAAUGAAAUAAAAUGCAGUGUAUACAGUGAAAAACAUUUCACUUAAAAGAAAAUAAGGCAGGUUUUGUAACCAUCUUGUGCCCUCGAUUUAAUGCUGUUUACACCUUGACUGACACCUUCUAAUCUACCUUGAAGCACUGUAAUUUAGAGACAUACUCCUGUAAACCCCAAAUAAGUCAAGCAAAACUGGUUAUGCCUGUAGAUUCCGCCUUUUCUUUGUGCACGCAAAAUGAUUACUUGCUUCGAAGUAAGCAUCGGUCUGCUGUUUUGCAGUAUGUAUCAGUGUAAACAGGCUGUCUGCGUUACCUUCACUUCACUGACAACUGCUCUGUCACACAAUUUUGGGGGUGACCUAUAAGCAGGGAUUCACUUGUCGAUAGCAGUGGUUCUUAUAUGACCUGUUUUUUUUUUUUGUUUUUUUUUGUAAUUUAAAUUAUUAAAAACAUUGAAGAAGAGUCUCUUCAAUACCAACAGAUAUAUUUUCCUGAAAGUCAAUAUGAUAAAGAGUGAGUCAUUCGUUUUAAAUUUAAAUUCCAAUUCAUAUUAUUUAAAAAAAAUGAAAAUAUGAGUUGUAAGCCAUGAAUAGUCGCAGUACCUGCACAUGACCGCUUGUCGGCAGCACAGCCUUUACAAACGCACCAAACCACGGCCACACGAAGAAGAGAACGAAGUCAGCCGAAGACCGCGAGAAGUAUUUUUUAAUUAAAGUCACAAGUUGUCAUGGGUUGGUUGUAUGACAGAAGAGGAGUGAUAUGAGAACUGUGCCGCACUUAUUCUCCGCUGCUUUCACUUUCCUCUGCGGAGCUCCCGCUGCUCCCAGCGCACCGAGCUGUAACUACACAGAAACUACUCAGAAGACACCUUAUUUUCUGGGACAUGACUGAUGCGGAAUUGGAAAAAGCAGCGCAUUUGUUGAGCAACUGUGUCGAGAAAACCGAGAAACUAUUUUUAAUAUGCUUCUUUAAGCGUUAAAGGGAGUCACCAUGGCAGACAGACGGACUUUCAAUGUCGUUAUUUUGGGUGUUGGGUUCCUCUUUGUUUUUACAGCCUUCACAACAUGCGGGAACAUUGAACAAACUAUUGUGAAGAGCCUGCAGAAUGAGACUUUCAAUGGGAGCGGAUACCACAGUCUGGGCAUCAUCUAUGGGGUGUUCUCCUUCUCAAAUCUACUGGCACCUAUGUUCGUCUCCAUCGUUGGACCUAAGUUGACCAUGUUUUUGAGCGGCCUCCUUUACAGCGGUUACAUCGCCGUGUUCAUCGUCCCCUACACGUGGUCAUUUUACUUCACCUCUGUACUGAUUGGCAUUGGAGCGGCAAUGCUCUGGACGGCACAAGGACAGUUCUUGGUGGAGAACUCCGAGGCCUCCACCAUCAAUAGGAACACGGGGGUGUUCUGGGCUCUGUUGCAGUGCAGCAUGCUGUUUGGAAAUCUUUACAUUUACUUGGACUGGAAUGGAAAGUCUGAAAUAUCAGAGUCCAGCAGGAAAAACAUCUUCCUCUCCCUCCUGGUGGCCUCCAUCCUCGGGACGCUGAGCUUCUUGAUCCUGAAGAAGGAUUUUCAUGAGGAGGACAUACUCACAGAGGACGAGGGGCAGUCCCUUCUCUCUGGGCCAGUCAUGUAUAAACACCGAGCAAAUACCGCCCUGCAAGAUGCCAAGUUGGAAUUCAGAACGAUCCUGCAGCUGGUCAACACCAGGACCAUCUUCCUGCUGAGCCCCUGCAUGGCCUACAGCGGUCUCGAGCUGUCGUUCUACAGCGGCGUGUACGGGACUUGCAUCGGAGCGACGACGCAGUUUGGGAAUAAAGCAAAAGGUUUGAUUGGGAUCUCUGGGAUCGUGGUGGGCAUCGGCGAGAUCGUGGGUGAGUUUGAGGAGGCGCAGUCUGGGGGUGGAUGUUCUGGUACUGAUGCCAGGUGCCCACCAGGUGGAGGAUUAUUUGGACUGCUGUGUAAGAACAGCCACUUCAGACGGACCUCAGUGGUCUUCCUGGGGAUGGUCGUUCAUUUCAUCGCCUUCUACCUGAUCUUCCUCAACAUCCCCGGCGACGCCCCGGUUGUGUUCUCCACCACAACACAGACGACUCCGUUCCUGACUCCCAGUGCUUCCGUCGCCCUGCUGUGCAGCUUCCUGCUCGGACUGGGCGACAGCUGCUUCAACACACAGCUCUACAGCAUAUUAGGCUGUGUUUACGCCGAACAAAGCACGCCUGCAUUUGCCAUCUUCAAAUUCAUCCAGUCGGUGUUUGCGGCCGUGGCGUUCUUCUACAGCGGCUACCUGCUGCUGAUGUGGCAGCUCCUGCUGAUGGUGGUGCUGGGCUUCACCGGAACGCUGUGCUUCUUCAUCGUGGAGCGGAUGCAGAACGGAGCCACGGACGUGCAGGAGUACUGACGUUUAGGAAAGAAAUGUUUUUAUGCAAAGUCAAAUACAUUCCAAUAACAACAUUGAGAUGGAAAUCGAAGGCACUGAAGCAGUUUUUCGCACUUAUUUUUGCUGUAAUCGAUCAGUAUCUGCUGAAACAUUUCAUUUCCUUUUUGCUGGAAUAUUAAUGUCUGUAUUAACACUGCUUUUUAAAACACAUUUUCAAUUUUAAUGUAUUAGCAACACAUGCUAUGACUAAUAAAG